CGAGCCAAGCAUCUCUACAUGUUCUCUAUGGGCGGACCGGUACCAGCAAAUACAUGCAAAAAUAAAAUCAGCUUGGUCCCGAAAUCCCCCCCUUCCUCCUUCUUCACUUGUGUCGCAGUUUUAAUUCACUUGUCGAUGCUAACGUAGAGCUCGUUUCCAUGCGUGUCUAGACACCAGUAGCGGGCGAGGUAAAUAUACAUCUGGCAGGAGAAAUGAAUGGAAGGUGAACAGCAGACUAAGAGGCAGCCAAUCACAGAAUGAGCGUAUGGCGAACGCAUCACGUUCAUUGGUCAAUGUCACAUCGCUUCUGCCCCUUUCUGCAGACAGAGCUGAAAAACCUUCAUACAAACCUCCGACUCUGCCGUUUCUACAGCCAGCUAUUUAAACGCAACAGCUGUGUAACAGGCAAAGACAUCUUUAUCACACACUUGCUGUUUGACCAGACGGCCACACCAUGACGGAGGCGGAUGCGUUGGAGAAGAAACAGCACAAGUCCAGCAAUGGGGAUCUUCAUCUUCCUGCUGCAGCUUCUCGAGAAGCCACCAUAGAAGACGUAUUCGAUCAUACGUACAAAGAAAAAGAGGGCCCGAAACCUCCUAGAGACAUCGUGUGGAAAAAUGUAUUCCUGAUGACUCUGUUGCAUGUAGGUGCCGCGUAUGGCGUCUACCUCAUCCCCUCAGCAUCUUUCCUGACCUUGCUCUGGUCUGUACUUUGUUUUGUGAUAAGCGGUUUGGGAGUCACUGCAGGAGCCCAUCGCCUGUGGAGCCACAGAUCCUACAAGGCAUCACUACCACUACGGAUCUUUCUCGCUUUCGCUAACUCCAUGGCAUUUCAGAAUGACAUCUUUGAAUGGGCUCGCGACCACAGGGUUCACCACAAAUACUCGGAGACGGAUGCCGAUCCCCACAACGCUGUGAGGGGCUUCUUCUUCUCUCACAUCGGCUGGUUGAUGGUGCGCAAACACCCCGACGUCAUUGAGAAAGGACGCAAGCUCGAACUCACUGACCUGCUGUCCGACCAAGUUGUAAUGUUUCAAAGAAAGUAUUACAAGCCCUCUGUGCUGCUCAUGUGCUUUUUCAUCCCCACGUUUGUGCCUUGGUACCUGUGGGGAGAGUCUCUGUGGUUGGCAUACUUCGUCCCUGCCCUGCUGCGGUACACCUUAGUGUUGAACGCCAGUUGGCUAGUAAACAGCGCAGCGCACAUGUGGGGGACCAGGCCCUAUGACAAGAGCAUCAACCCCAGAGAAAACAAGUUUGUGACAUUCGGUGCCAUAGGCGAAGGAUUCCACAACUACCACCACACGUUCCCCUACGACUACGCAUCCAGUGAGUUUGGCUGCAAAAUGAACCUGACCACUUGCUUCAUCGACUUCAUGUGUUUCCUGGGCCUGGCCAGAGACUGCAAACGAGUCCCCCGAGAGCUGGUGCUAGCCCGAAUACAACGCACCGGGAAUGGAAGCCACCGGAGUGGCUAAGGGGGUCAAACUGUGAAGCUCCUCAAGGUGAAAUAUUAUAGAAAAAGCUUCAGAGUCUCUGACACCUAUACAUUUCUCAUCCUCCCAGGAUGACAGUCAGCUCCAUGACGGCCUUGAGCACAUUUUGCUUGUUUUUUUUUUUUUUUUUUUAUGCGUUUCUUUUGUAGCUGUAACAAAAAAUAUCAACGUAGUUACUUUAAAAAGAAACCUUUUUGAAUUUUCUUUGUUUAGUUAGGCCAAGGUCUUGCACAGAUGUUUUAGAUUGGACAUAGAAUUCCAUGCCGUUUGACCACUUUGGUGUGCACUUCUUCAUGCAGGACCAGUCAUGUAGCUAAUUGUUUUCAUCCAAGUAUUACUCAAUGAAUAAUCAGACGUAGUGGAGAACUACAGUCCUGUGGUACGACAGUGGUUGAACUGGUUUGGUGUGAUGCUGGUUGGAGACUAUUGCCUUUUUUCUCCAAUUUACAGUAGGUUUUUACAAUCCUUAUUUAAAGAGGAGAGUUUCUGUGAACAAAACGACUAUAUUUAAUCACACUUAGCAAAUGAUGGGAGAGUGAGGGUCCUCAGACCUGACAGGAAACCAAAGUGAUGCAGCCUAAAUGUCUCCACCAAUCAGAAAAACACACGGAGACGAGAUAAUACACAUAAUAAUUUAAUUAUUUAUUUAUUACUCAAUCUGUGAUCAACAAGUUUAAACCUGUUUGUUGUUUUCUUUAGAACCAGACAUGUUUAUAGACUUUUUUUGUCUCUGUGAUGAAUAUAUAACAACAACUGCUGCAUUGCUCAUAUAAUCUCAGCACUUUUCCAUAUUGUGGCAUCAGUAGGGUUUUGCUUUCAUGUGAAACACGUCCUGUUGAAUUACGACUUUAUAACUAGUGUGUGCAGCGGAGUGCAGCAGCUCAUCUGACAGUUCUGGUGCUACAACUUACACACCACCCAUGCAUGACAAUUUACAGUACAGUAGUCAGUGUCGUAGUGAGGUGUGUCUCUGGUAGUGACUCUAAAAGACCGAUUUGCAUCUAUUUUUGUAACAUAUACUUGGAGCUGCGUUGCUUUUUGGACCGUCUUCAGACGAGAUCCGGUUUCCCUUUGCUGAGGUGCAUAGAUGUUUAAUGUUGAAUUCUAUUGUGCAGAAUGCUUGUGUUGGUUUUGGUUUUGUAUUUGUGUUACUUUAUAUUGACACAAAGAAAGUGCUUCUAAUUUGAUCCAGUUUAUGCGUAAAAAUUAGCCAAAUGAUUUAUUUAUUUUUUUCACGAGUCAGGAUAUAACCUAAUGCCUUAUAACUUGCUCUCAUUCCUGAUCUUUCCUCCCACCCAGUCAGUUGGGUCAAAAAAGGCUGAAGUGCUAUAUUAGACAAAUGUGACUGAUGUCUUUUUCAUGGACUGAAGCACCAGAUAAAAAAGAAAAAUAAACCGUUUCCCUUCAAUCCACACGAGCACUUAACUACCACAAAAACCUGGUGCAAACAAUUUCAUAUGAAAUUCAGCUGCAAUCCCCACAAGGAUGUGCCAACUGUCUUUUUUGCAUUUCACAGCGACAACCUCCAAAUAAAGGUGUUGUCGCAAGAGAAUGUAAGUGUCAUGUUUGAAGCAAGAACUUUCAGUGAACUCUCUUCCUGUCCCGAGUGUCAAUGUUUUCCUAAAAUGAUGACAAUGAGAUUAAAGAGAAUGUCAGUGUGAAUGGACUUGUCAAAUUUUAACUGUUCUAUUCUGAAAUAAAAAUUGAGGAUAUUUUCAAAA
Molecule: messenger RNA, 3213 nt
Organism: Cynoglossus semilaevis (tongue sole)
Lineage: Eukaryota; Metazoa; Chordata; Actinopteri; Pleuronectiformes; Cynoglossidae
Gene: scd
Product: stearoyl-CoA desaturase (delta-9-desaturase)
Exons: 6
Coding region: 455-1474 (339 amino acids)
Biological process (GO): monounsaturated fatty acid biosynthetic process; response to fatty acid; unsaturated fatty acid biosynthetic process
Cellular component (GO): endoplasmic reticulum membrane
Molecular function (GO): iron ion binding; palmitoyl-CoA 9-desaturase activity; stearoyl-CoA 9-desaturase activity
Source: RefSeq, a predicted model, not a curated record